AUGAGCGAACUGUCUCGGAAUCAAGAGGAUACUACAGGUGUAUUUCCAGCACCUUAUUCACCCCAGGUUUCCUCCUCGAUGUUAUCUCCAGGUGAACUUACUGUGCCUCAAAGACAGCCAAGGCAUAAGGUAGCUCUUAAACUGGGUCAUUCACCGCUUGAUUGGGCUAUACUUAAUAAGAAUGUUCCCCCAGGUAAACUCAGAGGUCUUCCUAUCGAUGCACCGCCUCCCCAAUAUGUUAAGAUCACGAUAGAAGAAUUAAAAUCUCAUAAGACAAGACACGAUUGCUGGACAUGCAUAAAUGGAAAAGUCUACAAUAUUACACCAUACAUUGAUUUUCAUCCUGGUGGGCCAGAUGAGAUCUUAAAAUGUGCCGGGAAGGAUGGAACUUCUCUAUUCAACAAAUACCAUCGAUGGGUGAACGCGGAUAGAAUGUUAGAGAAUUGCACUGUUGGUGUGUUGAGCAAGAGAUAA
This is a messenger RNA of Priceomyces carsonii, 474 nucleotides long. RefSeq lists its product as uncharacterized. Gene Ontology annotation, molecular function: heme binding; cytochrome-b5 reductase activity, acting on NAD(P)H. The transcript has a single exon. NCBI's taxonomy places the organism in Eukaryota, Fungi, Ascomycota, Pichiomycetes, Serinales, Debaryomycetaceae. The record is from RefSeq and is a predicted model, not a curated record. Bases 1 to 474 code for a protein of 157 amino acids.